This is a messenger RNA of Aspergillus alliaceus, 1560 nucleotides long. RefSeq names its product amino acid/polyamine transporter I. Gene Ontology annotation, biological process: amino acid transport; transmembrane transport. Gene Ontology annotation, molecular function: transmembrane transporter activity. The record is from RefSeq and is a predicted model, not a curated record. The transcript has 8 exons. Lineage: Eukaryota; Fungi; Ascomycota; Eurotiomycetes; Eurotiales; Aspergillaceae. The coding region runs from base 1 to 1560 and encodes 519 amino acids. Gene Ontology annotation, cellular component: membrane.
AUGACUGACACUGCAGACAUUGGGAAGCAGGUUCCAUACGAAGUUGAAAAACUAUCCGAUGAGAGCCUGGCUCUUGAUGAUGCCGUCCUCCACGCCCAGGGCCACCGGCCCGAACUCGCCCGGUCAUUUUCCUGGUCGGAAGAAGUCCCUUUGGCUGACUUUGGUAGUAUUGCCAACUCAUGGUUAGGUUAUGGAGCAACAUUCGGAACGCCCCUGGCGUACGGAGGUGGUCCGACCACGCUGUUUGGGGUCAUGAUCGCGGCAGUAGCGCAGUGGGUUGUCUUGCUUGGACUGGCAGAGUUGUGCUCUGCAUUGCCUUCUUCCGGGGGCCAAUACCAUUUCACCUAUAUUCUUGCUCCGUUCCGUUUCAAGAAGUUCGCCGCAUAUACGGUCGGUAUCACCAAUGUCAUCGCCUGGUGGGUGAGUGCAGCUUCGGGGAUCAUCUAUACAGGGAUCUCGGCAUUUGGCAUAGCGGUGUUCUGGUACCCCGAUUUCCAGCACGAGCGGUGGCAGAUAUAUUUGUGCUAUGUGCUGGUCGUCAUCCUGACCGUGGUUCCUGUGUUUGCCGUGCCUCAGAAACGCUACGACUACCUGACUAAAACCACGUUUACCUUGUCCAUCACCGGUUUACUCUUGAUCUUGAUCGCGGUGCUUGUCACGGGAAGGGGUCGUUACCACCCCGAAACACUCACAACGUACCAAGGGACCAGCGGAUGGUCACCAGCUCCGGCAUGGUUAUUAAGUAUUACCAUGGGACAAUACUGCUAUGCAGCGAUCGGAGCGGUAACACAUAUCGCGGAGGAAAUGCCACGACCGGGUCGAAGAAUCCCUCUUGUGAUCAAUCUCGGUGUCCUCGUCGGUGUUUUGACCGCCGUGCCAUGGAUCACGGUCAUGCUUUGCGGGAUCCAGGACAUAGACGCAGUUCACAAUGCCUUUAUCCCGAGCAUGGAGAUCUAUUACCAGGCCACUGGAAGCAAGGUAGCCGCUACAGCACUACAAUCUUUCAUGACAUUCCUGUAUUACACCUGCGGACCAAGCCAAUGGAUAACCUCCAGUCGAAUUGCGUGGGCAUUCUCCAGAGAUAACGGUCUUCCUUUCUCGCACUAUUGGAAUUACAUUGACCCAAAGUUCAAUAUCCCCGUGCGCACCACGUUCCUCUCGGUUUCGUUCUGUCUCCUAUAUGGCCUCGUCUACAUUGCCAGUACAACCGCUUUCAACUGCAUCGUGAACAUGUCAAUACUGUUCCUGAACAUCAGUUUCACCGUACCCCAGGCCAUCUUGGUUACAGGAGGACGGGACAAGCUUCCCGCCCGAUCCUUCAAUCUCGGUAGAUGGGGAUAUGCCGUCAACAUCUUCUCGGUAUUAUGGUUAGUCUUCAGCGGGGUAUUGUUUUGUUUCCCGACAAAGCUCCCAACAUCAGCUGGCUCCAUGAACUAUGGGUCGGCCGUGUUAGUGGGUGUAUACUUCCUCAUCAUGAUAUUGUGGCUGGAGCGGAAAAACAAAUUCACGGGACCGAAGAUCAACUGGGAGGCUUUGAACAUGAGCAACAAACUGGCAUAG